CCCAAAUGGUACCCAUAGAAGGACUCUUCUUCUUUCCUUCCACUGCCCAUCCAAACAAUCCUCGAACCUACGAGAAACUGAGAGAGAAAGAACACUCCAAACCAAUACUCCUACGAGUCCUACCCCCACCCUCUCCUCUUCUUUAAAUUCCCACACAAACCCCCCACAUUUCACUUUCACUCCUGCAGAACACCCCCCCCCCCCCCCCCCCAGAGCUCUCGCCGUCCAACGCCGCCUUGAGACUCUGAGCGUCUCCCCGACGAUGGCCUCCAUGACGUCAGUGCCCGGCGUCCGGUUUCUUGCUCCGCCGCCCUCCAGUUAUGGAGACAGAGCCGCCUUGUUCUCGAAGCAACCUCUCUCGUCUCUGAGGUUCUCCGCCAAACAAGGUUCCCUCAAAACCCUGAAUUCGUUGAGAUUGAGCAAGACUAGCGAUGGUUUGUUUCUCAGGAGAAGAGUCGAGAGGUCGGUUGUAGUUCGAUGCGACGCUUCUAAUGGAGGAAGGAUUACCCAACAAGAGUUCACGGAAAUGGCUUGGCAAGGUAUUGUGUCAUCGCCAGAAGUGGCAAAAGAGAACAAGCAUCAGAUAGUGGAGACAGAGCAUUUGAUGAAGGCCCUGCUGGAGCAGAAGAAUGGCCUUGCUCGCCGUAUCUUCUCCAAGGCCGGGGUGGACAAUACGCGUCUUCUAGAAGCUACUGAUCAGUACAUCAAGCGCCAACCAAAGGUUCUUGGAGAGUCGGCGGGUUCAAUGUUAGGGCGGGAUUUGGAAGCCCUGAUACAGCGAGCCAGGGACUACAAGAAAGAGUACAGUGAUUCAUUUGUGUCAGUAGAGCAUUUGGUGCUUGGUUUUGCACAAGACAAUCGAUUUGGGAAACAGUUGUUUAAGGAUUUCCAAAUUUCACUCAACACCUUAAGAAAUACCAUACAAGCCAUUAGGGGAAACCAGAACGUCAUUGACCAAGAUCCUGAAGGCAAAUAUGAAGCACUAGAGAAAUAUGGCAAAGAUUUGACAGCCAUGGCAAGAGCAGGAAAGCUUGACCCCGUCAUAGGAAGAGAUGAUGAAAUACGCAGAUGUAUUCAGAUUCUCUCCCGGAGAACAAAGAACAAUCCUGUGCUUAUUGGUGAGCCUGGUGUUGGUAAAACGGCAAUUUCAGAAGGGCUUGCCCAGAGAAUUGUACAAGGGGAUGUGCCUCAGGCUUUAAUGAACCGGAGGUUGAUAUCCCUUGACAUGGGUGCACUUAUUGCUGGGGCAAAGUAUCGUGGAGAAUUUGAAGAUCGGCUGAAGGCUGUGCUGCGGGAAGUAACAGAAUCGGAUGGACAAACUAUUCUUUUCAUUGACGAGAUCCACACGGUUGUUGGGGCAGGUGCUACAAAUGGUGCAAUGGAUGCUGGCAAUCUCUUGAAGCCCAUGCUUGGUCGCGGAGAAUUGAGAUGCAUUGGUGCAACGACAUUGGAUGAAUAUCGUAAAUAUCUUGAAAAGGAUCCAGCAUUGGAACGCCGUUUCCAGCAAGUUUAUGUUGAUCAACCAACAGUGGAAGAUACAAUCUCUAUUCUUCGUGGACUGCGUGAAAGAUAUGAGCUGCAUCAUGGAGUUCGCAUUUCUGACGGUGCACUUGUUGAAGCAGCAAUUCUCUCGGAUCGUUAUAUCAGCGGGCGUUUUUUACCUGACAAAGCUAUAGAUCUGGUCGAUGAAGCAGCUGCUAAACUGAAAAUGGAAAUCACUUCAAAACCUACAGCCCUUGAUGAGAUAAACCGUUCAGUGUUGAAGCUGGAGAUGGAGAGACUCUCUCUUACAAAUGAUACAGACAAAGCUUCCAAAGAUAGGUUGAGUCGUCUUGAAGCAGAGCUUGCUGUCUUAAAAGAGAAGCAAGCGCAACUGAAUGAGCAGUGGGAACAUGAAAAAACUGUCAUGACACGCCUACAGUCGAUUAAAGAAGAGAUCGACAGGGUAAAUCUUGAGAUCCAACAGGCUGAGCGGGAAUACGAUCUUAAUCGUGCUGCUGAACUCAAGUAUGGGAGUUUGAACUCUUUGCAGCGUCAACUUGAAACUGCAGAAAAAGAAUUGGAUGAGUACAUUAAGUCAGGGAAGUCCAUGCUCAGGGAGGAAGUUACCGGAAGCGACAUUGCCGAAAUUGUAAGUAAGUGGACAGGAAUUCCCAUUUCCAAGUUACAACAAUCAGAGAGGGAGAAGUUAUUACAUUUGGAAGAAGAAUUGCAUAAACGUGUUGUGGGUCAAGAUCCUGCGGUGACAUCUAUUGCUGAGGCCAUCCAACGAUCUCGAGCAGGUCUCUCGGAUCCUCACCGUCCAAUUGCCAGUUUUAUGUUCAUGGGUCCCACGGGUGUUGGGAAGACGGAGUUAGCAAAGGCAUUGGCUUCCUACAUGUUCAAUACAGAAGAAGCCCUUGUGCGAAUUGAUAUGAGCGAGUACAUGGAAAAGCAUGCAGUUUCAAGGUUGAUAGGAGCCCCACCUGGUUAUGUAGGGUACGAGGAAGGUGGGCAACUGACAGAGACGGUUCGCAGGAGGCCUUACGCGGUUAUCUUGUUUGAUGAGAUAGAAAAGGCCCAUUCUGAUGUGUUUAAUGUGUUCCUUCAAAUUUUGGAUGACGGAAGAGUUACUGACUCGCAAGGUCGCACUGUUAGUUUCACCAACACUGUUAUCAUUAUGACUUCUAAUGUGGGGUCACAAUACAUACUAAAUAUGGAUGACGAUACCUUACCAAAGGAGAUGGCCUAUGAGACUAUCAAGCAGAGGGUAAUGGAAGCGGCAAGAUCGGUUUUCCGCCCUGAGUUCAUGAACCGUGUGGACGAGUACAUAGUGUUCCAGCCUCUAAGCCGUGAGCAGAUUAAUCGUAUUGUGAAGUUGCAGUUGGAACGAGUGCAGAAGAGGAUAGCAGAUCGAAAAAUGAAGAUCAUAGUGACCGAUGGUGCUGUUCAACUCCUUGGAAGUCUAGGUUACGACCCCAACUAUGGUGCUAGGCCAGUGAAGCGGGUGAUUCAGCAGAAUGUUGAAAAUGAACUGGCCAAAGGCAUCUUGCGAGGAGAGUUCAAGGACGAGGACACUGUGCUAAUAGACACAGAAGUUAUGGCAUUCUCAAAUGGCCAGCUUCCACAGCAAAAGCUGGUCUUCAAGAGGUUGGAACCCAGUUCAGAGGCUCCUGCUGCAGAAAACCAAGAGGCUUUCUCACAGACUGUGAUCUGACAUUUGUAAAUAUUACAUCAAUAUAGUUUUUACAACGCCAUGAGCUAAGGCACCUAGUUUUGUAUUGAAUUUUGUUUAGUCAUUUGAUAACGCAACUGUCUUGUAACAGUCUUAUGCUUUGACCGUAUGUAGCAUACAGAUGUCUAGGGUUUUAACCUAAUUGCAAGUUUUCAGUAAAGCAAGAGAUCAAAA
Messenger RNA from Rhododendron vialii, 3388 nucleotides. Its product is annotated as chaperone protein ClpB3, chloroplastic-like. The transcript has 10 exons. Gene Ontology annotation, molecular function: ATP binding; ATP hydrolysis activity. Bases 263 to 3196 code for a protein of 977 amino acids. The record is from RefSeq and is a predicted model, not a curated record. Gene Ontology annotation, cellular component: cytoplasm. Lineage: Eukaryota; Viridiplantae; Streptophyta; Magnoliopsida; Ericales; Ericaceae. Gene Ontology annotation, biological process: protein refolding; cellular response to heat.